Molecule: messenger RNA, 3850 nt
Organism: Cottoperca gobio
Lineage: Eukaryota; Metazoa; Chordata; Actinopteri; Perciformes; Bovichtidae
Product: LIM domain kinase 1-like
Exons: 15
Coding region: 241-2196 (651 amino acids)
Biological process (GO): positive regulation of stress fiber assembly; protein phosphorylation; actin cytoskeleton organization
Cellular component (GO): cytoplasm; nucleus; neuron projection
Molecular function (GO): protein serine/threonine kinase activity; protein binding; ATP binding
Source: RefSeq, a predicted model, not a curated record
GCACGUACAGUUGACGGGAAAUUAAAAGGAGAUAAGUAUUGCCACCCAAUUCCAGAGACAGAAAAAGAGAAAGAGAGAGAGAGAGAGAGAGAGAGAGAGAGAGAGAGAGAGAGAGAGAGAGAGAGAGAGAGAAACAAAAAAACAGACAACGCCUGCUACCAGUCACAGCAGAAUACACAUGCAGCUGAAAAGCUCUCUUAACGGGGUGGAUUGUUUCUGAGCGUGAAUUGACAGGGCACAAUGUCACGACGGGACCAGAGGUUUCGGAGAGGAAUGAAAGGACGGUGCUGUGAAUGUGGCUGCAUCCUGUCUCACUGGUACUAUGAAAGAGAAGCACAGCUCUACUGUAAGAAGCACUACUGGGGCCGCUAUGGAGAGCACUGCCACGGCUGCAAAGAGACCAUCGCAACAGGACUCAUUAUGGUGGCUGGAGAGCAGAAGUACCACCCGGAAUGCUUCACUUGUAUCAGCUGUGAAAUGUUCAUUGGAGAUGGAGACAACUACACGCUUGUCGAACACACAAAACUCUACUGUGGCCACUGUUUCUGUCAGGGUGUAGUAUCGGCUGUGAGGUCAGCUUCUCCACUCACCAAGAGUUCCCACACGGUGGCGCUGGUGUCUCUCCCUCCCCAUGCAGGAGGCCGACGAGGCCUGACUGUAGCCACUGACCUCAGCCAAGAGAAAGGCCCUCUUGUCACCGUGACAGGGUUAGACUCAGCUGCCCACAGCCCUGACCUGCUGUCCUCUGUCCACACUGGAGACCGAGUUCUGGAGGUCAACGGCAUCCCUGUCCAUAACAUUUCCCCAGACGAGAUAAACUGUGUGAUCCAGGACACAAACAAACCACUGCAGCUGACCAUCGAACACAACCCGCAGUCUCCUGAUGACCACCUUCGCUCAAACAAUCCCGAGGACAACAUCAGCUGUCCCGACCCGUGUGUCCACGAGAAACUUUCUUCGACCCAUAAACUCCCGAGUCUGGAGGAAGAGCCAUGUGCAGUGGAGGAGACAGAUGAACCAAUCCGGAUGAGCCUCUCACCGCCUCAGCACCAAGGAAUCAUGGGAAUGCGAUCCAGACACAUUCUGCGCAGCUGUAGUAUAGAUAAGUGUCCUCUGUCCCCUGGAGCACUGUCGCUUUUAUCUCAUAGGAGAGACAUGGUUCGCUCAGAGUCUCUCCGUGUGGACCCUGGAGAACGGACCCAUCGCAUCUUCAGACCUUCAGACCUCAUCCAUGGAGAAGUGCUUGGCAGGGGCUUCUUUGGACAGGCUGUCAAGGUAACACAUCAGGUGACUGGGGAGGUGAUGGUGAUGAAAGAGUUGAUACGGUUUGAUGAAGAGACACAGAAGACUUUCUUAAAGGAAGUGAAGGUGAUGCGCUGUAUGGACCAUCCCAAUGUCCUAAAGUUCAUUGGACUGUUUUAUAAAGACAAACGAAUAAACUUUGUAUCUGAAUACAUCCAGGGAGGAACUCUCCGAGAGACCAUCAUAAAAAUGGACAAGGAUUUCCCCUGGGAUAUAAGAGUGGGUUAUGCCAAAGACAUUGCAGCUGGAAUGGCCUAUCUUCACUCCAUGAAUGUUAUCCACCGAGAUCUAAACUCACACAACUGCCUGGUCAGAGAGGACCAGUCUGUGGUGGUGGCAGAUUUUGGACUAGCCAGGCUGGUGAGGGAGGAGAGAAAUCAGAGCAAAACAUCUUCUCUGGAACGGCCUGCGAAGGGGAAACUGUCAGAGCUCCGCAGGCCUGACCGGAGGAAGCGCUACACCGUGGUAGGAAACCCCUACUGGAUGGCCCCUGAGAUGAUCCGUGGGAAAAGCUAUGACGAACGGGUGGACAUCUUUUCUUUUGGUAUCAUGAUAUGUGAGAUAAUAGGUAGAGUGAAUGCUGACCCUGACUUCCUCCCCCGGUCGAAUGACUUUGGGCUAAACGUACCCAGUUUCCUGCAGCAGUACCACCCUCCACAGUGCCCCCCGACCUUCGUGCCGCUGGGUGUCCUCUGCUGUGACAUGGACGCUGAUAAACGCCCUUCCUUUUCAAAGCUGGAGGAGUGGCUGGAGAACCUGCUGAUGCACCUAGACAUCGGUCUGCCUCUGCUCUCUGAGUUAGAGCAGCUCCGCAGAGACUUCUGGCAGAAUCCCAACCACCAAAACUGCUCUUACAACCAGGAUAAACCCCCUGAUUCUCAUGAACAAACUUAGUGUUCACACACACAAAGACAGAGCCCCGACCCCAAGCGACUUUUGGACAAUGAAAAUAACCACAUGGAGCCUAAUCACCUCACUCAGAGCCCAAACCAAAAUAGCACACCUGAUAGCCAUUCGGACAGGAGAGCAUGACAACCAUGACAUGAGGACUGAGCAUGAACAAGAAGGGGAGGAAUUUAAGGAACACUCACAAGACAAGAGCCAGACGUGUUGCAGGUCUAAGAGCACAGUCUCAGGAGGGAAUGGGUCAGAAGUCUAUGAAUGUAAUAUCCCCUCAGGACAACCAGAAGUCCAGGACGAGCCCUCACAACAGCUGCAGGUCAACAACUCACCGGUCUAACAGGCCCAUAAGGACAUGCAGAGCGCUGUGGGACAAAUCUACAGAGGACAGCUCUUUACCCUUACAGGGCACAUCUACACAGUUGUGAGGGAUACAAAUAAUGUGUGCCUUUUCAAACAACUGGGAGAUGAGUGAAGUCAUAGGUUAUACAAAGAACCUGAAGAGACACACAAUCAGAUUUAUGUGAUAUUUUGCAUGAAAAGCUGUAAGAAAUGUGAAUGCCGCUUGAUGACCACUGCCUAGCACAUUACAAUGAACCAGUAUUCGUGUGAUUUCAACCACAGCCCCAGCGAUACUGGAUUGGAUAUCCAUAUUGACAUUUCAGAUGUCAGUAUUAUUUCAAUAACAGUAUAUUGGCUGGUAUUUAUGAAUUAACACAAGCACAUAACAGAGACAAAUAUUUUUGAUAAAGAUUCCUUAAAUUCCCCAGUUUGUCAGCGCCCUCUGGUGGACAGACUACGUAAUGGCGACACAGUUUCUAAAUUACCUCAAACAUCACAGGGUUCUCACAGCUUAAGGCAAGUUAGAUUCAACCCUUUUUAAUACUUUUUUAAAGCCAGUCAGCAUAAAAUUUGAGACCAACUUUUCAAGAAUCAACAUUUUAGAAAAAACAUCAUUGGUUGAGGCCCUCGAACAGUAAAACUAACGUCUCCCUUGUUAGCAUCCGCAACAGCUCAUCAAAGAUGAACGAGGCAAAUCCAAAUGUAUUAAUAUUAUUAUUAUUAUGAAUCCAAACUUGCUGAUGUAAGCAGUCUUGUCUGAACUGCAUGCAAACGUGGGCAAUUUCGGAGUCUGGGAACAUUCCACUGAAUAAGUCUCCUACUCCCUCAUUUGACUUGUAUGGUUGGUGUUUUGUCCCCCUGUUCAGACACCACAGUAUCUCUGCUUUCAGUAUAUUCGAGAUAUGUUCGGAAAACCAUUUAAAAAUAGAUCUUAUCAAUUAUUUUGAUAGAAUAACGUUUCAAAAAAAUCCCACUUCCCAUUUUUUGAAAGAUUGAUUCAAUUCCUUUUAAGGCCCUGCGGGAACCCUGUUAUCAGUCAACAUCUAUGAAGAUAUUAGUAUAUCUGUGGUAAGCCAAAAUUGGGUGCUAAUUUGUCGGUCGGGCUCCAGCGUCAACUUUGUCCACAAGCUGUGAAACACAUGGCACUUUAUACUUUAAGCUAGACUGCAUAGGUCAAUUAUUUAUCAGAAUGCCUUGUGUAUUUUCUUUUGAAAUGUUUCAGACCACAUCUAACAUACUGAGCUGGGUACAUAUAAAAGCACAACUGUAACUUAAUAAAAAUAAAUAUAAAUUCAUGUGACCUUGA